AUGAGGGCGGACUUGACGCAGGUUAGGGCUGACCUGGCUUCCGCCACAAAAGAGAGGGACGCCUACCGAAAGGCCAACCUAAAGUUUAAGGAAGCGGAAGCCAAGGCCCAACAGCUGAAGGAGAAGGAAGAUAUGGUAAAGAGGGGGCUCGAGGAGGAGGUUGACGGCCUACGUAGGCAGGUGAAGGAGCUUGAGUUGGAGAAUGACUGGGCAAAACUGGGGCCCGAUGCUGCGGUAUCCCUGGAGGAGGCGAAGGCCGAGGACGAGGAUGGCCUAGAUAAGGUCCUGGCCACUUCCCAGGGUCUCCCCGUAGACGACGUCGAUAAGAGGGCCGCGGCUGAAGACGAGCCGAAGCCCACAGAGCUGAUUUCUGCGGGUUUUGUGGUGACGCCCCCGGAAGGGGUUCCGGCCGCAGCCCUAUCGGUAGCCCAGACUUCACAAGGUCCCCCUGCUGUUGAUGAGAAGGACUCCUCCUCCCCUGCUGCUCCCUGA
Daucus carota subsp. sativus is the source of this 492-nucleotide messenger RNA. RefSeq lists its product as uncharacterized. Bases 1 to 492 code for a protein of 163 amino acids. The transcript is spliced from 2 exons. The record is from RefSeq and is a predicted model, not a curated record. Lineage: Eukaryota; Viridiplantae; Streptophyta; Magnoliopsida; Apiales; Apiaceae.